AAGAGUUUAGUAUAAAAGCUAACUUCGGCGAAGACCGAAAACCCUAAUUUCGUCGGAGCCAAGCAAAUUAUUUUUCCGUGCUCGAGGGAAAUUUUCGAUCAUGGCUGAAUCUCCGCACAGAAGGUACUCACGGUCACCUUUGCCUUACAAAGGGAGGUCAAGAUCACGAUCAAGAGGACGAUCGCAGUCCAGGUCUCGGUCCCCCCGCCUUAGGAGCAGGUCAAGGUCCCAAUCUCCAAGUCAUACCAGGACUGAUGCUGUGAAUGUUGGCAAUACUCUUUACAUAACUGGCCUUUCUUCCAGGGUUACCGAAAGAGACCUUGAGGAGCAUUUUUCGAAGGAGGGAAAGGUCACUGAGUGUCGCUUGAUUGUGGAACCCCGUACCCGAAUCUCCCGGGGUUUUGCAUUUCUUUCCAUGGAAACCGUCGAAGCUGCUGAUCGUUGUAUCAAAUAUCUUAAUCAGUCGGUUUUGGAGGGUCGGUACAUAACUGUUGAGAAGUCAAGAAGAAAACGUCCAAGGACACCUACACCUGGACAGUAUCUUGGUCUGAAGAAUUCCCGUGAAUCUAGUUACCGUUACGAUCGUGAUCGUGGCAGGUUCCGCGGAGGAUAUGGAAGGGAGGAUUAUUAUGGGGGUUAUCGCAGGUCUCCGCGGCGCUCGCCUUACCGGGGCGGCCGUGAUUAUUCUCCUCCUCCUCGCUACUCGCCGUAUGCCGGCAGAUCUAGAAGGGAACGGUCCAGGUCCCUGCCAAAUUCCCCUUAUGGCAGUCCAGACAGAGGUGGCUAUGGAAGGCGUUCAAAUAUGUACAUCCGGUAAAUUCUGAUUUCUUCCUAACAUUGUCAUGAAACUCGAAUCUUAUAUCGUGUUUGUCAGCAAUUAGAGCUUUUAAUUUAAAACCCAUAUGAACUAUUGCCUUUUUUCUCUACUCAUUGGGAAUGUACUUAGGCUUAUGCUGUAGGAUAUUUCUAUUCUGUUUAUUAGAUUGUUAAUUGUUGGAUCUGCUUAUUAAUGUGAUCUCCUUUCCGUUUAAUGUUAUAUGUUAUAGUUUUGAUUUA
Messenger RNA from Dendrobium catenatum, 1056 nucleotides. RefSeq names its product serine/arginine-rich splicing factor SR45a. Gene Ontology annotation, biological process: positive regulation of mRNA splicing, via spliceosome. Gene Ontology annotation, molecular function: RNA binding. The transcript is spliced from 7 exons. The record is from RefSeq and is a predicted model, not a curated record. Gene Ontology annotation, cellular component: spliceosomal complex. NCBI's taxonomy places the organism in Eukaryota, Viridiplantae, Streptophyta, Magnoliopsida, Asparagales, Orchidaceae. The coding region runs from base 101 to 817 and encodes 238 amino acids.